AUGGGCCUCGUAACCGUUUACGGCUUGCGACACUGGAGCAGGGUCAACGUUUGCGAGGAGCUCGAUUCCGAUCGCCGCCAAUGGGCCGCCGCUAUCCGUGACAUCCGUGAAGCCGAUUCAUCCAACAACAGGAGCGAAUUGGAUCAAGUACAAGUAAGUAUGCGUUCCACCAUGCCCGCCGUGUUCGAAAUUUGUUCUCGUUAUGGGAACACAACCCGAACAACGCUUGCUGUACCCUGA
Messenger RNA from Dibothriocephalus latus, 240 nucleotides. NCBI's taxonomy places the organism in Eukaryota, Metazoa, Platyhelminthes, Cestoda, Diphyllobothriidea, Diphyllobothriidae. The record is from the annotation of a GenBank genome assembly.